GAAAGCAUAAAGAAAUACGAAAUGAUGGAACAAGGACAAUCGAUACUGUAACUUGGAAAACAAAAUCUAAUGAUGGUUAUGGUGCACCCUCUCGUGUUUUUAUUGCAUCAAUGCCGUUUGAAGUGGCGAUUGGAGACGAUAAUAACUGGAGCAAAUGGGUGAGGACAGAUACACUUAGAAUUUGGCAACGGAAUCCUGGUGACCAUAUAGAUAGCUCCCUUGUUGGAUGUGAUGUAUUGGAUCAAUUUUUCUUUAUACACCAGCCAAACCAAGGAUAUAAGUUUCUAAGGACUACAGAUGAAGCUUCUUUAACCGAUUUCAUUAACAGUCUUCCCUAA
Molecule: messenger RNA, 338 nt
Organism: Dentiscutata erythropus
Lineage: Eukaryota; Fungi; Glomeromycota; Glomeromycetes; Diversisporales; Gigasporaceae
Source: the annotation of a GenBank genome assembly